CUUCCUGCUCCAGCCUGCUCUUUCCUCCCUCUGAGAUGGACAAGUCCCUCCUGCUAGAGCUCCCUGUCCUCCUCUGCUGCUUUCGAGUACUGUGCGGGUCAUUUGCUGACCAAGAACAAAAAAUCGGUGAACUAUCUGUUGAUAAAAGCAAACUUCCUGAAAUGAUUCAGUGUAGGACGUGCCACAUCCAGUUUCCAAGACAGAAGUGUUCCAGAGGCAGAGGACUAUGUACUGCAGUGAAUGAAGCUUGCACAACUGGGAGGAUUUACAAAAAUGAUGGCACUCUCUGGUUAACCUUCAGGGGGUGCCUAAAGAACUGCGCUAACGUGAACGACAUAAGGUGGAGUGUCUACCUGGUGAACUUCAGGUGUUGCAGGAGCCAUGAUUUGUGCAAUGACGACAUCUAGAAAUCACUGGUCCUUUUCUGGCUCCAGUCUCUGGGACCAGGCAAAAGACAUCGACCUCCUAGACAGCCUCCAUCCCAGAUCUCUGUACGGAGAAUCCCACUUUCCCACCAGCCCAUGGUUCCAGUCUCCCUCCAUGUGUUGAGUCCAGGGAUCGUGGCCACGACUGAUAGUAUCUUUUGUUUCUUCCU
Odocoileus virginianus texanus is the source of this 595-nucleotide messenger RNA. RefSeq names its product prostate and testis expressed 1 (gene PATE1). NCBI's taxonomy places the organism in Eukaryota, Metazoa, Chordata, Mammalia, Artiodactyla, Cervidae. The record is from RefSeq and is a predicted model, not a curated record.